Molecule: messenger RNA, 369 nt
Organism: Linderina pennispora
Lineage: Eukaryota; Fungi; Kickxellomycota; Kickxellomycetes; Kickxellales; Kickxellaceae
Product: Trm112p-domain-containing protein
Exons: 1
Biological process (GO): tRNA methylation; rRNA (guanine-N7)-methylation; peptidyl-glutamine methylation
Molecular function (GO): protein heterodimerization activity
Source: RefSeq, a predicted model, not a curated record
CUGAUCACACACAACAUGCUCAAGUGCAACGUCCGGAACUGCACCGACCCGGACAAGCAGUACCCUCUGCGGUUCGAGAACGCCGAGCUGGAGCAGGUCGAGGCGGAGCGCAACGACGAAUUCCUGGUGCGCAUGAUCCCGCGGUUCGACUGGAACGCGCUGGUCAAGACCGCCACCUCGCUGGGCCUGGAUCUGCCCGCAACGGUGCCGGCGAACCCGGCGGAUGACGAGGAGUUUUUGCAAAAGUUCCACACGGUGGUUAUGGAGACACACGUCAAGGAGGGCAGCAUGGUGUGCGAUGGGUGCGGCCACGACUUCAAGAUCGUCAAGGGCGUUCCCAACAUGCUGCUCGCCGAACAUGAGAUCUAG